Molecule: messenger RNA, 2550 nt
Organism: Pseudopipra pipra
Lineage: Eukaryota; Metazoa; Chordata; Aves; Passeriformes; Pipridae
Gene: RIOX2
Product: ribosomal oxygenase 2
Exons: 10
Coding region: 144-1556 (470 amino acids)
Cellular component (GO): nucleolus
Molecular function (GO): histone H3K4 demethylase activity; histone H3K36 demethylase activity
Source: RefSeq, a predicted model, not a curated record
CGGCUCCUCCCGUGACUCCCAGCGCGGCAGGACCGCCUCCCGCUUCCACCCGCACAUCCUGCCUGGCCUCGCCUCAGCUCGCCCGACCCGUUCCAUCCCGGCCCGCCCCGAUCCCAGGCGAUCCUCCCUCCUCCCCGGGAACCAUGCCCAAGAAAGGAGGGAAGCAUGCUGAAAUGGGAAAAGAAACACAGACACAGUGUAAACGAGCAAAACUGGAAGCAGCUUGUUCUCCCUCAGUCCUGAGUUUUGAGAACCCAGACAGCCUCUUCGGGAGCUUGAUCUCCCCCAUCAAAGAAGAGGUGUUUUUCAAGGAGUACUGGGAGCAAAAGCCACUGCUUGUCCAGAGAAAUGAUCCCCUGGUGGCUGCUUACUACCUGUCCCUGUUCCAGCUGUCAGACUUGAAGGAGCUGUGCAGCCAGGGCCUGUACUAUGGGCGAGAUGUGAAUAUCUGCAGGUGUGUGAAUGGAAAGAAGAAGGUUUUAAAUAAAGAAGGCAAAGUGAAUUACAUGCAGCUGAAGAAGGAUUUUGACCAGAAAAAGGCAUCAAUACAGUUUCAUCAGCCUCAGAGAUUUAAGGAGGAGCUGUGGAAGAUUCAGGAGAAGCUGGAGUGCUACUUUGGGUCUCUGGUGGGGUCCAAUGUUUACAUCACUCCCCAGGGAUCCCAGGGCCUUCCUCCUCACUAUGAUGAUGUUGAGGUGUUUAUCCUUCAGCUGGAAGGCGAGAAACACUGGCGGCUCUAUAAACCAACGGUGCCUUUAGCUCGGGAAUAUAAUGUGGAAUCAGAAGAUAGGAUUGGGAAUCCCACACAUGAGUUCAUAUUAAAGCCAGGUGACUUACUGUACUUCCCAAGAGGCACCAUCCACCAAGCUGACACUCCUCUUGGGACCUCCCAUUCAACACACGUGACCAUCAGUACCUACCAAAACAACUCUUGGGGAGAUUUCUUACUGGAUGCAAUUCCUGGCCUGGUGUUUGACACAGCAAAAGACGACGUGGUGCUGCGGACGAGCAUCCCGAGGCAACUGCUGAUGCAGGUGAAUGCAGCUGACUCCACCAAAAAGCUGAGCAGCCUUUUGAGGAGGCUUGCAGACCACCUGGACCACACCAGGGAACUGAGGUCAUCUGACAUGAAGAAGGACUUCAUUACGCACCGGCUGCCGCCUUGCUUGGGAUGUGACUCCGAUUCCUUGACUCCAGGUGGGAAAUUGCCAAAAAUAGACAGCAAAAUCAGACUGCAGUUCAGAGAUCACGCUCUCAUCUCCGUGGAACCAGAUCAAGAGAAUGCUGAUGAAAUUCGCAGGGAGAUGGUUUAUGUGUAUCAUUCCUUAAGGAACAGGAGAGACACUCACAUGAUGGGGACAGAUGACACUGCCAGUGAGGAUGGCACGGCCCAGCAGACUCACGGGCUGCGCUUUCCUUUGUCAUACUUGGAAGCACUGAAGCAGAUUUGGAGUAGCAGCACUGUUCAUGUUAAAGAGCUUAACCUCACCUCAGAUGAAGAGAAGGAAAACCUUGCCUUGUCCCUGUGGAGUGAAUGUCUGAUUGAAGUUCUUUGAUGCUUCUGUGAAUUAGCUGCUCCUCUAAAGGAGCGUUUCUGUCUAUUAAGCAUCUCCUGAGAGCGAGGCUUAUUAAAUUACUUUUUUAUCCAUCCGGCCUCUGGUUUGUGGUGCUGUCUAAACAAAUACUUGCUUUUCUUUCCUCAGUUUUAGGAAACUGGGCAUGGGGAAAACAGGUAAUCUGCUCACUGUCUAGUGAGCCACAGCUCCAUGUCUGGGAUGCACAAAGUCACUCCUAGUAACACCAGUGCUGUGGUAUCCCCUUCCCUCUGGAGAGCUGCUAAAGUUAUACAUGGGGCAGGAUCCAGAACCUUGGGCAUAGAACAGUAACUUGUUCUUUUUCAUUUGUAAAGUUCAGCAGCAAGAAAACACGUUUGUUCAGUUUGACUGCCCUGACAGGACAGAAGCUUCUCAGUAGAAGCUGUGUGUGGUGUUCCCAAAGGGGGAAGAUUUUGCCCAAGAAAACCCCUUUCCUCUCAGAUGCUGCCAACACUGGUGCUCCCCCAGCACCAAUUUUAAUGUCAAAGUAACCCAAAAAACCUCUGACUGGAGCCUGUAUCUUCAAUGCUCACUCAAGUGGGUUUUGAUGAGUAGUGCAGUUACCUGACUAUUAGAAAUCAAUGAAGUAUUAAACUCACGUGACAGCAGAGCCAUGUGCUCAAUAUACUUACCCCUUUUUUUGUCCAUUUGAAAAGAAAUAUUUUACAGGAAUGUGCUUGACACCUGCUAAAAACUAUUGUUUGGUUUGUUUAAAAAAAGAAAUCGACAAGCAAAAUGUUCCUCCUAAAAAGUUUUAUACAGUUAAAAUAUACAUGCUUUAGCAUUUUACAUUCAAGGUCUCCUAAGUACAAAAGCCUGCUUUGCUUUGUUAUGUAACACUGAGACACCAAAUAUGAUUUAGUCAUUCUUCAUUUAAAAAACUACAACUUUUUACACAGGCUUUUAAAAUUUCAUAUGGAAAGCAAGUCACGUGCAGAACACCUGAUGUACUGAC